AUGGCCACCAAUAUCACUGAAGAAAGCAUUUUGACGAACUUUUUGCUGCCGCCAGCACCUCUGCCUUCUAUAUUGCCACUGAAGGCCUUUACUGCAUUAUUUCCUAGCUCGCUCCAAUCGGCUCCAGUGAUUAAGGCUCUAUACCGCGAUCUUCAGUCCCAAAGAAUGCUCAUUGCUGAUGUAGUAAGGCAGAAUAUCAAAAAUGAGAAAAAGAGGGGAAUAAAGCAGCACAGGGCAGUACUUAGAGCAAGAAAAAUAGAAGGACAAGUUGAUGACAUGAUAGAUGAUGAAGUAGAGCUUGAAGAAAUUCUAUUGGGCCCCUCUUGCAACCUGCCGCAGCCUAAGUCACACACACUGAAAUCCAUCGUUCCAGAUAUGGCUUUAGCUGUGGAAGCAUUAGAGUCGGAAGUAUGGCAGUUGAAUAAUGAGCACAAGAAAAAUUUAGAGGAAAUUCGUUCCAUAGUAGGAGACCUUAGUGAUCUUCGGUAUGGAAAGCUAGCAAAUUCACAGCUGAGGGACCUGGUAAUCGAAGGAUGUUUGAGGCUCGAAAGCGCCUGCGAUGACGACUAG
Molecule: messenger RNA, 570 nt
Organism: Blumeria graminis f. sp. triticale
Lineage: Eukaryota; Fungi; Ascomycota; Leotiomycetes; Helotiales; Erysiphaceae
Source: the annotation of a GenBank genome assembly